Ictidomys tridecemlineatus (thirteen-lined ground squirrel) is the source of this 1582-nucleotide messenger RNA. RefSeq names its product THO complex subunit 7 (gene Thoc7). Gene Ontology annotation, biological process: mRNA processing; mRNA export from nucleus. The record is from RefSeq and is a predicted model, not a curated record. Gene Ontology annotation, cellular component: THO complex part of transcription export complex. NCBI's taxonomy places the organism in Eukaryota, Metazoa, Chordata, Mammalia, Rodentia, Sciuridae.
UGCCUGAGUGAGCAUGGAAGGGGAGAGUCAGGAUGAUCCCACAUUGUGGCUGGAGUGACUCUGGGCCUACUAGGGCUACUUCUAUUUUUAUUGAGAAAUAGCACUCCAAAGGAGAGGUAUUUUGUAAAUGAGAGAUGGAAAGGAGAUGAGUUCUGGUAAAUGUACUUCAGUCAAGUGCCCCUACAUCCUUUGAGACCAUGAAAAUCCCCACUCUGUCACUAAUAUAAAGUGUCUGACCUCAGGCAGGUUACUUAGCUUCUUUGAACCUCAGCUUUUUUCUCAGUAAAUGAAGAUGGUGAAAUCCACCUCGGAGGGUUGUUUUGAAGGUGAAAUGCAGUAAAAGCCUUUGCACUGAGUCCAGUACAUAGUAAUGUUCGACGAAGUGAUACGGAAGCGUCUCCUCAUUGAUGGAGAUGGUGCUGGAGAUGAUCGAAGAAUAAAUUUGUUAGUGAAAAGUUUCAUUAAGUGGUGCAACUCUGGAUCCCAGGAGGAAGGAUAUAGCCAGUACCAACGUAUGCUGAGUACACUAUCUCAAUGUGAAUUUUCAAUGGGCAAAACUUUGCUGGUGUAUGACAUGAAUCUCAGAGAAAUGGAAAAUUAUGAAAAAAUUUACAAAGAAAUAGAAUGUAGUAUUGCUGGAGCUCAUGAAAAAAUUGCUGAGUGCAAAAAGCAGAUUCUUCAAGCAAAACGAAUACGAAAAAAUCGCCAAGAAUAUGAUGCUUUGGCAAAAGUGAUCCAGCAUCAUCCAGAUAGGCAUGAGACAUUAAAAGAAUUAGAGGCUCUGGGAAAAGAGUUAGAGCAUCUUUCACAUAUUAAAGAAAGCGUUGAAGAUAAGCUGGAAUUGAGACGGAAGCAGUUUCAUGUUCUUCUUAGUACUAUCCAUGAACUUCAGCAAACAUUGGAAAAUGAUGAAAAGCUCUCAGAGGUAGAAGAAGCUCAAGAAACAAGCAUGGAAGCAGAUCCUAAGCCCUAGGCAGUCGAAUCACUGUUCCCCCAAAAUAUUGAAAGAGCUACAUAAUCUUAGUAUGUUUAGAAUUUGUUGUGCUCUUGACAUAUUUGAAGUUUAGCCAGUGAAGUACUUUGCUAUUAAAUAUUAAUGUACAUCUCAUUUAUAUUUCUUCAUACAAAGAAAAAUGGCGCCAGUAUAUAUGUUUUUAUUGAAAUGCAUUUUUCAUUCUUAAUAAGUAGGAAACAGCAUCCAAAAAUGUUUAAUAAAAUAUCUUUAAGUUACAUGUUUGUGCCCAUUAGUAACUGGUGACAUUGACUGCCUUAUAAAAUAAGUGAAGACUGAGAAGGUGGCAUUUAUAGGGUGUAUAUAUGGGACGAUGAGUCAAAUUCUGGAAAUUAUUACCACUUUAGAAAAUGAAAAUGAAGUCCAUGAAUAGGCUUCAGAAGGACCAUGAACCUGUGAAAUUACAUGCACAGUGUUUAUGGUGUAUGUUUACUGUGGGAAGAGGUACUGUGAUGUUAAGAAUCACUGGUGUCAGAGGUAAUUACAAGAUCCAAAAGUAAAUCCAUAGGCAUUGCUUUCUCUUUCACUCUCCCUCUCUCUAGUACUUAAAGAAUAUAGUUGUUAAAUGUU